CAGGCCAGGGAUCAUGGGUCCUAUUCUAGGUAGCCCUAAGUAGUGCUGAUCUGCGGCUGCGGUCUGUCCGUCCCUGCCUAAAGAGAGCUACAGUUGAAAGUUCAUUUGGGGUCCAGGUAGCCACACCCGGACAAGCGUCAGGAGUCGCCUGUUCUUUUUAGUUCCUGCGAGGUCCUCCUCUGUCCCGGUUUCCCGCGCCAGUUCCGCGGAGAAACCCCUCUCCGCUUGUCCCCAGGUCCCUCUCUAACUCCAAGGAUGAGCCUUCGGCAGCUGCACUUACACUUGCCCCGGAGUGGCUGGCGGUGGUUCCCGUCAGCCGAGACCGUCUGCUCGGGCUGGAGACGCCAGGUCCUCGUGGGUUCCCGCCGAGGCCAGUCCUCCAGGUCUCCGGCGCACUGGAGUCAGGUGGUGUCGGAGGCCGAGAAGAUAGUGGGCUACCCCACGUCCUUCAUGAGCCUCCGCUGCCUCCUGAGCGACGAGCUCAGCAACAUCGCCAUGCAGGUGCGGAAGCUGGUGGGCACUCAGCACCCGCUGCUUACCACGGCCAGGGGACUUGUUCAUGACAGCCGGCACAACCUCCAGUUGAGGGGUUUGGUGGUGCUGCUUAUUUCCAAGGCAGCUGGGCCCAGCACUGUGGACGUCUCUUGUCAAAACUAUGACAUGGUCAGUGGGAUCUACUCAUGUCAAAGAAGCUUGGCAGAGAUCACAGAACUUAUCCAUACCGCUCUCCUUGUACAUCGCGGGAUCGUGAAUCUAAGUGAAUUGCAGUCUUCUGAUGGGCCACUGAAAGAUAUGCAGUUUGGAAAUAAAAUAGCCAUCCUGAGUGGAGACUUUCUUCUAGCAAAUGCCUGCAAUGGACUAGCCCUCCUCCAGAACACCAAGGUUGUGGAACUAAUAGCAAGCGCUCUUAUGGACUUGGUACAAGGAGUAUAUCAUGAAAAUUCAACUUCAGCAAAGGAAAAUUUUAUCACAGAUGAUAUUGGAAUAUCAGCUUGGAAGGAGCAGGCUUUUCUCUCUCAUGGUGCCUUACUGGCAAAGAGCUGCCAGGCUGCAAUGGAGUUAGCAAAGCAUGGCGCGAAGGUGCAGGAUAUGGCAUUUCAGUACGGGAAGCACAUGGCCAUGAGCCACAAGAUAAAUUCUGACCUCCAACCCUUUAUUAAAGAAAAAAGCACUGACUCUACGGCCUUUAACCUGAACUCAGCACCUGUAGUCUUGCAUCAGGAGUUUCUUGGAAGAGAUUUGUGGAUGAAGCAGAUUGGAGAGGCUCAAGAAAAGGGAAGAUUAGACUACGUGAAGUUGCGAGAAACAAUCAAAGCUGGCAAAGGUGUGACUUCAGCGAUUGACCUGUGUCGUUACCAUGGAAACAAGGCCCUGGAGGCCCUGCAGCGCUUCCCUCCCUCCGAGGCCAGAUCUGCUUUAGAAAACAUUGUGUUUGCUGUGACCAGAUUUUCAUGACACCAAAUUAAAAAGACCCCAUUGUUCCGAUGACUGAGACAACCUAAGCAGGGAGGUGAUGGGGAGAGCUUUUACGAUGAAAUCUCUAAAUGGGUUAAUGACUUUAAAAAACAGACAACCCGCCACACACACCCUCACUGAGCCCCAAAUCCUCUUAUCAUGUUGCUAAAUGAAUACUGCCUUCUUAUUGCAACUGCUACCAACAAAAUUUGGAAGAAGCAAAAAAAAAAAAAGGUCAAGCAGUUUUCACUUGUCACGCCAGAAGCACACUUGAAGCUGCAGCAGCAGAAAUAAUUAAUGAGACUCGCUCCGUGACCUCAGCAAAUGGACAGGAAAUAAGUCCUUAUUGAUUGGACUGAGCUGGGGAUGGCGCCAGGGCGGUGGCCUGCGGUUUCUCCUCCUACAGGGGACAGAGCAAGCUGCAGGUGUCACUCCAGCCACAGCGGCCAGGGUGGACCAGCAAACCAAGAAUGAGCCACCCGUUUGUCAUAACAGACCAUUUUGAUGAAUU
This is a messenger RNA of Ochotona curzoniae (black-lipped pika), 1966 nucleotides long. RefSeq names its product decaprenyl diphosphate synthase subunit 2 (gene PDSS2). The record is from RefSeq and is a predicted model, not a curated record. Bases 256 to 1455 code for a protein of 399 amino acids. The transcript is spliced from 8 exons. NCBI's taxonomy places the organism in Eukaryota, Metazoa, Chordata, Mammalia, Lagomorpha, Ochotonidae. Gene Ontology annotation, biological process: ubiquinone biosynthetic process; isoprenoid biosynthetic process. Gene Ontology annotation, cellular component: transferase complex; mitochondrion. Gene Ontology annotation, molecular function: prenyltransferase activity.